ACUUUUUUCUUUUUGUUUCUACAUUACUCAUUAGUCAUCACUGCUUUUGUGCUUUCCUCAUAAGUGAACGACAAAACACUAGAAAAACUUCCUCAUUUCCCCCAAAUUGUAAAACCCUAACUCCCCUAAAUCCCCAGCCACCACCGCCGUUGAGUUCACCGGUGCACAGUUUCGCUGUUCCGCAGGCUGCAGGCGACGCUUCAUCAAGUGUUCGACCUCCGUGGCUCUGUGCUCAGGAAGUUGGAUAUGGAUUUUGAGAAAUUGAUACAAAAAUACUGACAUGUUUCAAGGGAAGAAAUAGAGGGGAUAAGAAAAAGAAAUGAUCACGAGGGGUUGAGUGAUUCCAUUGUCGAGUCUAUUGUAGACAUCUUUGAUAGCUUGAGAGAGUAUGAAAGGAUAAACGGAAAAGAAUAUUUUCUGGUUGGUCCUCUAAUUCAUCUGUUGUCGGUCAAGUUUCUACCUAAUAGCUUGCAAGAUACACCCCCACCAUCUCUGGUAGGAUAUACACUGAGUUUGGUGAUUUUGAAGUUGUUGGAUUAAAUGGCAAUGGCUUUUUGAAACUUAGCGACCGACAAUCAUCUUGGCCUUUGACGUGUAUGCCUUAUCAUUGUACCUGUUUUGUGGUUGAUUUUGCUAUAGGGGGCAAGACUUUAGGUUAGAGAUACAUUUCCUGUGCAGGGGAAAUAACUGAUUUUGAACAAGUUGACGAGAAAGUUGUUGUUACUGAUAUUGGCAAUUUCAGUUUGGCGCUACAUUGCCAUGCCGUUUGCUAUUUAUGCUUGUGUGCGAGUGAGCUUUCAUCACAAGCAAUAUUGUAAGUUCGAGGGUGCAAAUCACAGUUUCCUUGACAUCAAGGGAAAAACCAUUGCAAGUUAUGGCAGCAACACUUGCAAUUCCAAAGCCUGUAUUCUCUUUGAUAAAGAAUCUGAUGACUUUCGACGACUUGAUUUUGAGAAACAGGUGUAUCCUCUAGAAAGUUUUGACAUGAAUUUGUCUUGGUGUUGGGUUGGUUUACCAGCAUAUUCAUCGAUAUCGAAGGUCUUUUGUGCAUUAGAGGUUACAAUAAAUUUGGAUGAUAGGACCCUUGAAUAUGGCACGUGAUGGUUUAAUAAACCUCCAUGCUAAUUCGUUGAAGGUCAACAUGGUUUUGCUACCAUAUGUUACUCAUUUAUUCCACAAGCCGUGAAAGCUAAUGUAAUGGUUUUGUGUGCACAGAAACAGAAAAUUAGCAAAGAGAGUUUUGAAGGCUUUCCAAGAGUUUAUGGUGGUAUUACUGCUCAGCACCGCUACAUUGACUACACUAGCCGCUACAACAAAGAUUAUUUUUGAGUUACACUGUUUGAGAGGAGUGUAGAGAAUGCAAUGCAAACAAGUGCCAAAGGUGUGAUCUCGCAUUCAAGAUCAAUAGUUGUUCUAUUGGACUCGACACUUGUGGUUGGAUUAGAUUUGUCUAUGUGUGUUGGAGAUACUCAAGUCUCGUUCAACUCUUCAAUAGAUCUUAAGGUUGGCACAAUUAACUUCAGUGUGAAAAGUGAAAGCAAUGACUAUUCGGUUCAUAUAGAUUCUGUUGCUGUAUCUUUUCAUCUGUAAAUGAGUUAAGGUUGCUGAUACUUGACAAGGCUUCAGACAACCACUACAGGUACUACCCUUCUUUUAGCACUUUGUCUUGUUUUUAUGCAUUGCUUGAAUGGGAUCUGAAUAGUCUUGCUGCUAACUCACAAUUACAAAGAGGUUCAAGCAUAGUGUUGUCAUGUUGUGGUUCCGUUGCUAUCCUAUCUCUUAUGAUGGUAAGAAAAAAGGCAAAGAAUCCGUAUGACAUCAAAAAAACCUUGUUGGUAAGCUCUUUUGAUAUCAAUCUAAGCUUUCUUGCUGCUCAGUGUGUCAUCAAGUUUUGAGUAUGAUAUUUAACACAUGCUUCUCAGCCAUGCAUUCUUUAGUAACAUAGAUUAAAUAUAUGUGUGUGUAUCUUUGUAAGUAAUUAUGCAUAUUAUAAGGACGGCCGUCUCCUGUAUGCCUAAUUAGAGCUGCCCCUGUAGAAAAGAGAUCGUAUAAAAAACCUGCAUGUGCUGUUAAGUUGAGCAUUGAUAUUGGACUGAAAAUUUUUUAGAGACUAGCUGUCUAGCUUUUUAUGCUGCAAUCUGGGGGCUGAAUUUAUUUCCCUGCUGAUAAUUAAUCAAGUUUGCUCAGCCAAGUAUUUGUAAUUGUCUUGUUCUUGGAUGUUGUGUUCUUGCUAAUUUUCAGAGUUUUGAAGUAUACCUUUUGAGCGUUAAUAUUACACUAGAAGUUUGUUCAAGAGCAACAAUUGAUGGGAGAAAUUAACUUAAUAUACAUUAAUUUGCAUUGUUAGCCAUCUAUGAUGUGAACAUGUAGUAACCGAAGCACGAUAUCAAAGAUGAAAAACAAAUCUACACUAGAUGGUUGAAGAUGAAAGACUAUGCUUAUACUGGCUGAUUAUGUUUUAGAAACUGAUAAAUUUUGGUUCUUUUAUGGUUAUUCUUUCUUUGCUGUUAGAUAAGACCACUUUACCUUUCUAUAUCAAUAAGUUUCUUCCUUGGUUCAUUUAUUAUUAUUAUUCUUCGGAUUAAAAUGAUACCUGAUCUAUAAGCUUGUCGUCACAUAUCUGAAUCACAAUUGUCUAAGACCUAAGUAUUGUUCUUCAUAUCACUAGAAGUAUUAUUGUAUAUGUCAGUUCUAUUUCACUCACCUAAAUUUAAGAUCAGUAGAAUUGCGACUUCACAUUAAUGUUAGUAAGUAACUAGGUAAAUCUGAUCAUUUUGCUGUUAAUUUGUGCUCUGUUAUCCGAUUCUAUCAAUUCUUGUAAUGCAUGGGAUUAAUAUAUUAUAUAUUCAUAAAUCUGUGUUUUCCUUUUAAUAUUCUUGACAUUAUGGUUCCAAUCAAUUAUCCGCUUUGCUAGUAUCAAGUUUUUACUGGUAUGGUGGCAUAAGGCAUAUGUGGUGACUUCCCUUAGGCAUAAAAAGAGUUAAGAUUCAGACUAUAUGCUUAGUCUAUUUAGAUCAAAUGUGUAUAGCUAGCCUUUUUACCUCAAAUUAUUCUGGCACUAAGUCUUUGUUGUUGUUACUGUGUAUAGCAAGUUUGUUGUGUCCCAAAUUGUUAGUCAUUCACAUUCAUGCUGUCUUGCUUCAUCUGAACUUAGUAAGGUUCCUUGUUACUUGAUAGUUCUUGCUGGUGGAUAUAAGCUUUGUUUAUAUCUUGUAAGGUAUUUUUGUUGCUUAGGGUGUAAUACACUUUUGAGUAUGAUAUUGAGCUGCGCAGUUUAGUAACAUAGGUCAUACUCAGCUGCUCUGAUUAAGCUCGUCCUGGUAGUAUACCUGGAUUAAAGCCACUGGAUUAAGGGGGCAGUAAUGCUAAUGGGAUGAAUUAGUGAUGGGAUGAAUUAGUGAUUGUGUAGGGAUCUUGCAGAAGGGUGGGAUUAGGAAACCAUUGCUUACCCUCGUUUUGGGGAUAGUUGUAAAUACUAGGAAGAGUUUUGGAGGAUAGAUCAAUCUGCUUUACCUACUACACACUUCGACUCUUUACCUUUAAUCCAAGCAGGCAUUGACAGUAGAUAAUUGUAAAAAUGUCGGGAAAGGUUUUAUAUGGCAAUUUGAGACAUAAAGAGAUAAUUGUGGCAAAGUUUAUUAAACAGAGGUAACAAUAAACAAGUGAGUCAUUUUUGAGAAGAAAUAUGCUUGUAAAAUAUAAUUAGUUAUUGACAUUUAUAUCUGUGGUAGUGUUGUAUACUGACUCCAUUCUUGAGAGAGUGCAACAGUUUUCAUUUAUCGUGUAGUUUCUAUCUAUAUGCUUAUCAUAUGGGUUCGUGUAUUUUCCAAUUGUACGCCAUUUGUUUUCUCAUAAGUCUCCUGAAACUGUGUUAUAAGUUCUUACGGUUACUCUUUAGAUUUUAGAAGCAGAAAGUGGUACAUUGGUAUAAUGGUAUUCCUGUAGAAGGUAAUUUAGUUGCUUGCCUAGUUAGUAGUUACCCCACAUGGUACUCUGCCGCUGCUUAUUUUCUGACCUCGUUGUGAGUAUAAAAGGAUUAUUUUUAUAAACUUCCUCAUUUUCACUUUAGAUUUUAGAAGCAUAAACUGGUGCGUUGGUAUAAUGGUAUUCCAGUAGAAGGGAAUUUAGUAGCAUGCCUAGUUAGUAGUUAUCCUACAUGGUGAACUACCGCUGCAUAUUUUCUAACCUAGUUGUGAGUAUAAAAGUAUAAAAGGAUUAUUAUUAGAAACUUCCUCAUUUUCCUCCCUCCUAAUUUCAAGCUUUCCUUCUCUCUCCUCUAAACUUAAUGUCACCCUAUUACCUCCAUGGUGCGUUGUGAGAGAGGCUUGUCCCACGGUGGUAGCUGGGUUGGUGAUCGGAGCUGCUCUAAAGAUACUGAGAUUUGUACUUCCUCCGUUGUCACAUUGCCGUUGACCACCGCAAGUGGGUGGUUUGUCCCAAAGUCUUCUUUGGUGUGCCGUGAGCCACCACAGUGAGUGUACUUCAAAUAUGCACGGAUGUCGUCUCGCCGGAAAAAUUUCCCUUUGAUUUUUUUAUACUAAUCCUUGGCCUAUGUCUGAGGGUUUGGACCCAAUGAAGAAUUUCCUUUCAAGAUGCUCCUUCUCGUAAUUGCCCGCCGUAUAGUUGCAAAAGCCUUGUCGACCGAAGGUGAGGGCUCCUGGUUCAAUAGAUCUCAUCGGUCUUGAUCAGGUGACUCAUUGAGACUAGCGAGAAAUUGAUAUAACCGUUGGCGCUGGAUGUAACCAUUGAAUAUGGUUAUGUCUGUAGCACACUUCAUGGGGUUUAGUAAGCGACGAUCGAUCUCAUUCCACAAGGUCCAUUUUGAAUACUCAUGGUCGGUUUGUGGUGGAGGGUCGUCUGUGAGAUGUUUGAGGCGCCCCCUACCACCCAUUGCAAUGUGCAUCAUUUUAUUCCAAUUUGAGUAGUUUUGGUGUGUAGCUUUUCGGUGAGCAUAAUCGUCGGGGAUUGGUUUUUGGUGUUGGUUGACGACUUAUUCAUAGAAUUGAAUAAUUGCAAUAUCUGAUCUACCAAGACCGUUUGUUGGCCGCCCUCCGUUUCGGUGCUCGUCAUAGGUAAGAUUUUGGUAUAUGGAUGUUGGAGAAAAAUGCAUGUCGGGGAUCGGAACCUUAUGGCUCUGGUACCAUGAAAAAAAGAACAGAGAGAAUUAGAAGAGAAGAAUAAAGAGAAUAGGGUUUCAGUGAAUACACCUUUUCUGUAUAUUGCCAUUCUUUGUAUUAGUACACCAGAUUUUAUACAUAUGAAUAAAGAUAAAUACGUAAACAAGUAUAAGAGGAAAAGAUCCUGUACAAUAUUCUUCUCUUGAUUUGUGCUCUAAUUAUGCUUUGAUUGUUGUUCUUUCCUACAGAGUCGGCUUAAGUUACUGACUCUUGCUUCACAUUAACUUGCUGCUACUGCUUUGAUAUUAUGAUAUUGCAAGUAAUUCGAGUUGGCUUUGGUUUCGUCCCGAGGUUCAGCCAACUAGGUUUUCUCUACUUUACACAUACACAAAGCUUUUUUCUUCUCUUCAAAUUGCCAUCCAUAUCUUCCCAUAUGAAGCUCUACUCAUAAAUUCAUGUUCAAGACAAACGACUCAAGGCAUAUUCAUAACAAUCUCCACCUUGACUUGAGUCUCACAAGCGACAAUCAAACAUAGCCACAUCUCUAUUAACACAACAUCAAACAACAAAACAUCUUCAACAACUAGCGUGACGUAUAACGAAUAUAUACAUCAAAGUUGUGUAAAUCGCAUACACAAACCUUUUUAGAAACUCGCAUUCUCCGCCUUCACCCAAACACACUAGUAACUCACAUACUAAUGUCCAAACAAGCCCAACAAGAGCAUCAACAACCACAAGGUGAAAGAACUCAACCAAGGCAACACAUAGCUUGAACUUAUUGGUUGGCAAAGUCUUGAUCAUAAUAUAUAUCAAAUUGUCUUUCAUAGCUUCCAACACCAAAAACAACCACUUCAUCUUGAUAUCAUAUAUUCCAAAUGAAGAACUAUUUGAUAUUAUGAUAUUUGGUCUACCAAUAAACCAAGAUAAACAUACUUUGGCUUUCACAAAACCAGAAUCUAGGCUAGAACACAAAACCUUAUAAGACCAUAACUCACUUUGCAUCCACGAGGACUCCACAAUGGCCAUAGGAGGAACCGCUUCAAACAUAGACAUGGCCGCUAAAACUUGUAAAGAUGAUAGCCAACUAAACACCGCAUUACCCAAAGUAACUAUAAACUCCGAAAGCGAUUCUCUAAAUCUCCGCCAUAACCCGAGUCACAAAAACAAACAAGAAACCUCAUGUCUUCACCAAAAUUGAGACAACACUUGAAGAAACCAUCAUGUUUCUUAAUUAAAACAUAUCACCACAUUCUAAAGUUGUUUCCUUGAGUUUAUUAAUACAUACUUCUAACUUAAAACAUACUUCUUGAAAUACCUCACACUACCCGCAACACUUGUGCAUGGAACGCUAAGAUUUUGCUUUAUAAGUGGCCACAAAUCUUUGAUCACUUCAUCAAGAUUUUCAUGUCAAAUGUCUUCGAAAAUAAGUUUAUCAAAACCUCCACCUUAAGUAAAAAAACUCUAUAUGCAACCAACUUUUUUGAGAUAUAACAAGAAGCAGGCACAUAUAUGCUUCAUGUAGAUAUAACCACUAUAUUACCUUUGUGCACUACCAUGUAACGUAAAGAAAUAAACAAAUAACGUCUUUACUAAAAGACUAGAAGAAUACUUUAACCAUAAAGAACCUUCUCCAAACUACACACAUGAUCUUCUUUGUCCAUUAUCCCAUACAAUAUGAAUGCUUCAUGUGGAUAUAAUCCCCUAAACCACAUAGAGAGAACCUAGUUCACCAUCACCAUCAAAAAACUAGUAGGGCUCUAAAAUGAAGAACAUGUCACUAACGAAGAAAGCGCCUCAUGAAAUCAAAAACUUCAAUUUGAGAACAACCUUAUGCAACUACUUUAGCUUUGUCGACUGGUCCAAAAAAAACCUUUGGAUGAUCCUUCCUUCUUCUUGAAGACUCAUAAGCACCCAAAUGAACUCAAAAUUUAUUCGGUGCCUUCACAAAAGAUCAAGUGAAACAACUUAUCACGAGACCUCAUCUCUACACAUGGCUCUAAGCCACAAAUUUGCAUCUACCAAAGCCAACACAUUCUUGCAUGAGCUGAAAUCAUCCAUGUCUACUACUCCACUUGCAAUCGUUAAAGAAAAGAUCACGUAAAUACAUCUUUCUAUAUACCUCUUCAUAGACUUCACUUGCCACUACGACCGCUGCACAUUAGAAGAUGAUGUUCCAUUGAUUGAUACAUAUCAUUUUCAAACCUCGAAGCUACCAAAGCUCUUUGGAGGCUCCACCUAGUUAUAAGCAUCUAGUGUUGAACUAACAUUGAUAGUGAUAACAACAUCCCAAAAACAAGAGCAAGCAUAGAUGAUAUAAUAUAUAACAUCACAAGGAGUCAUUCUACUCCUGUACAUCUCACACAUCAACCAAAUACCUUUAACACACCCUAAAAGCCCAUGAAACAUGCAUUUUCAAGCUUAUGGUUCAAGGUAUCCCUUCACUCACAUGUAUGUAUUCCGAAUAAUCACAUAUACAAACAAGCAUAUAAUAUCUCAAUAGAAUUUAAAACAUACUUGACUUGAAGUAAAACAAUGUGUAGAGAAUCAGUUGACCAAGUAAUAUAUCGUGAAGAAACAUCUCGGUCAAAGUUGAUUACCCAACUUAACUUGGUUCAACAUUCAUCUUUCGUUUAUCAAACAACGCCUUGUUCUUCCUCUUGGCUAUCCCACUUAGAUAUAGCCCAACUACACAAACAUGAUACCUAGCAAAACAAUCUUGGGAGCACACUUGAGAAGCACUUUCACAAUCAAACACAAGCCCGUUGUCGGUCCUUAAUGACUUGACGCUCAUAUUUAUCCUCUUCUUAAUCAUAGUCUUCGAAACCUUGAAGACUUUCAUUACUCCACCAUUAGUCUUAAUGAAAUAACAUCAAACAUUCCUUAAGAACCCAUCGAUGAACAUGAGUAAGAAGCCACAAUAAUUCUAAAAGAACAUCCUACAUGUAUUCCAUAGAUCCUCAUGAAUAUAAUCAAAUAUUCUUUUGUGAUAUGUAUAACCAUAAAGCUCAAACCACAUUUCUUACCCAAAAACAGAAACUUUUAAAACUUUCACCCGUCAAACAUACAAACUUGUCCAACUUAAACAUCUUAUGAUCAUCUACAUGACCAAAGAACUCAAAGUUUUGUAUAUAUAGAGUAAUCCAACAUUGUGAUUAUGGAGAGGUUUGUCAAGUUGGUAAUAAAGAAUGUUGUAGUACAUACAACCUUCCAGCCAGCUUUCCUUAAAAAAUCCAAGAGAGCCCUUAACGACUUUCAUCACUCCACCUACAGUCCUAUAGCUAAAUCAAUCACUAACCAAAAACAUACCCAGAGAAAAGAUUCAUCUUCAAAAAAUCCGAAACAUGUCUUACAUCACUCAAUCCCAAAAAACAUUUCAUCGUGAACUUCAAUGCAAAAACUCCCAUAUCAAAGACUUAAAUAUAUCAUUAUAUCUGAAAGUCACAAAUUCUGCCAUCUACCUUUCCAAAUUCCAAAGAUAGAAAAAGAAAUCUAAAAAAAAAACUAGACUCAUGUGACAAAGAACAACCAAAAUAAAAAAUCUAUACACAUUUUCCUUGUACCCAUCAGUGAUACAUUCUUAAGCGUAUUUAAUUGUGCAUUAUUAAGAAUAUAAAAAUUAAUAUUAAUAAAAUUUACAUUGAUACGAAUUUAAUCAGAUCUGCUCGAGUGUGAAGAAUAAAUGAGACACUAAUAAGACUUAAUAUGAGGGAGAAAUUUUUUGAGAAUCAAGUAUGAUCUCAGUUGGAAUAAAAAUCAGAUUCUCAAACAAAAAUUCUUAUUCUUUAUACACCUUUAAGCGAUUGGGUUAAUGAAUAUUGUGGAGCGUAACUUGAAAGACCUGCCGCAAAAAAUUAACUACCCAGCCUCAAUUAAAAUGGGUAUGAAUCGAUUCAACCAUAAAUAACCCCUUAGCUUAUUAAAAAUCAAAUAAGUGGAUUAUCAAAAUAAUUACAAGUACACAAAAACAAAAAUUAAGUGGAGCAAAUAUAUUGUACACCUUGACCCUACCAGUGCACGAAGCCACGUAGGAAAAACCAAUCACGUCUUCCAAGUGGAACAUUUCUACGUUCCAUUCUCUAUAUGCCAUCUUUUCUUCUCUCCCAUCCCAAAAAGUCGCAUAUAAUGUAAUUAUUAAUUCAAUAGUCUUCCAUUUACGUUUGACCAGCAAAUAUUAGUAAGUAUGACCAGUAAAAGGAUGAAAUCAACACCAAAACGUCCAAAAGACAGCAACAUCCCAACUCAGUCAUAAAUCCCAAUUUAUUAAUUUCCUUUUAUAUAAAUUUAUAUCUAUACGUUACAUUCAAACCUCAUCAUUGAUGUUAAAUCAAAUCAAAUCAUAAAUUAUUCUUAUAAUUAUACGUCUAAAAAUUCCAAAUUAACCGAUUAUUCUUACCAUUAUAAUCAUAAUUAUAAUUAUAAUUAUAAUUAUAUAUAUUGUACUCUUUUUACUUUGGUAUAUACCUAUAAAAUAAACUCCCAUCUUGUCCUAUAUUCCUUGCUUCCUCAACAUCUACAAUCAAUGGAAAACCAGAAUGAAGAAGUUGAGGUGCCUCAAUAUUUUGUUUGCCCUAUUUCCCUUCAAAUCAUGAAAGAUCCUGUGACGGCUGCAACGGGUAUAACCUACGACCGUUCCAGUAUCGAGCGGUGGUUAAACGCAUCAGCCAUCACGGAACGUUUAUGUCCGGUAACUAAACAACCUCUUUCAAACAACUCUCUAACGCCAAAUCACACCUUACGCCGCCUCAUCCAAGGUUGGUGCGUAGCCAAUGCUAGCCGCGGUGUUGAGCGGAUCCCGACACCCAAGGCUGUGCUUUGUAGGGCUAAUAUCAUGAAAAUCCUUCGGGCGCUCAGCGUGCCACACCUACAGCCCGCCUCACUGGAUCAGCUCAUUUCUUUGAUACAUCAUGCUAAGGAUGAAGAUAAGAAGCUUAUGGCCGACUGCGGCGUUGUUAAAUCAAUGGCUUCGUUGAUCUUCAAGUGUUUUACCGAAAAGAGUACCAUAUUUCUUAAUAAAGCAUUAAAGAUUCUUACAUCUAUUUGGAUUCCUGCCAAUGUAUCGUCCGAAGUGAGAUCCAUUGUCAUCGACAAUAAAAAUCUUAUUGAGGCGAUCACGUGGGUCUUACUCGACAAUAAUGUCGAAGGCAAGACCCUCGCGAUUAAUUUAGUUAUGGAGGCGGUCCAGAUUGCGGGAUCUAGCCCACUUAUGGAGAGGCUAGAGCCCAAAUUCCUCCAAGGAAUUGUUGGUCUUCUAACUAAUAAUAAAAUUAUCAACGUGGGACCUACAAAGGCGGCCCUCCGGGCCUUGUUAGAAGUGUGUAAGCAUGGGAGAAAUAAAUACAAAAUCAUUGAAGCCAACACUAUUUUCCACCUCAUAGAGCUGGAAUUAGAGUUGGGUUUGGGUGAGCCCGGUAAAAACAAGAAAUUAAGUGAGCUAAUAUUCUGCCUCUUGGCCCAAUUGUGCUCUUGUGCUGAUGGAAGAGCCCAAUUCCUUGCUCAUUCCGGUGGGAUUGCGGUCAUAUCGAAAAGGGUCUUGCGGGUGUCACCCGUCGUCGACGAUCGGACAAUCCAAAUAUUAGGUUUAAUAUCGAAAUACUCGGCCACCAAUGAGGUGUUGCAUGAGAUGUUGAAAGUGGGUGCAGUUUCAAAGCUUUGCAUGGUGUUACAAGCUGAUUCCGCAAAAUAUUUGAAAGAUAAAGUGAGGGAAAUGCUAAGGUUGCAUUCUUAUGUUUGGAACAACUCACCGUGUAUUCAAGUUUACCUUUCAACAAGGUAUCCUAUGCUACAAUUUUGACUAAAUAUAAUAUGUAUAAAAAUAUUGGCAUACAGCUUCAAGGUAAUUAACAAAGGUUGUAAUGACAAUUAGGUUUAGCAAAGUACAUGGUGGAAUAUUUGCUCUUAAAAUUGUAAAUUAUAAUAUCAUAUCAUUUGUUUACCUAUACAUAAUACAUAUUUCUUUAGAUAAAUUUUCACAAACUUGUUUAUCUAAUUAUGUUAUGUUUAUUUUU
Messenger RNA from Amaranthus tricolor (Joseph's coat), 11122 nucleotides. RefSeq names its product E3 ubiquitin-protein ligase PUB24-like. NCBI's taxonomy places the organism in Eukaryota, Viridiplantae, Streptophyta, Magnoliopsida, Caryophyllales, Amaranthaceae. Bases 9637 to 10908 code for a protein of 423 amino acids. The record is from RefSeq and is a predicted model, not a curated record. Gene Ontology annotation, molecular function: ubiquitin protein ligase activity. The transcript has 2 exons. Gene Ontology annotation, biological process: protein ubiquitination.